AUGGAGGUCCUUCCUUACAACUUACAGGACUUCAAGGAUCUGUUGCUAACAUCUCAGUGCCAGAUAUCACAGCACAUCUUCAGGGGUCGAGUGGAAUCCAUGCCUCAGGACUGUUUUGGCAGCAAAAGAGGGACCAACACAAAAUCAGGGGACAGGAUCUUUGGCUCUGGAGUUAAACUGUACGUAACAGAUAUGCCGGUACUGAAGCCCUCGGUGACAGUGUACCAAGCAGCAUCCAGUGAUCAUCUGGAGGAGAAGAGAUCCCUGCUGUGUGUGGCCUCACAAAUGGUUCCUCCUGUGGUCCAGAUCACCUGGAAAAGGCAGGAGCAGGACGGAUCUUCGCUGGCAUUGACCCCUGGUGGCACAGAACAGCUGGACGUCAUAGAGUCCGAUUACACUGCCAGCAUCUUGUUGAUCCAUCAGCGAGACGAGAACUCACAUACAUAUGACUGUUCUGUCACACACGAGGGGGGGACGGUGGAGCAACAAAUAGAGGAAGGAGUUUCUCAAAGUCCACCAAAAGAACUUCCACCAGAUACACUUUCCACCAAUCAAACUUUAACAGAACGUCCAUCAUCAGAACAUCCUGUGUCUCAAAAACAAGUAAAACUGCUCUGCCUGGUGUACACGGUGCUGAUCACGAAGAGUCUGGUGUACUGCUGUGGAGUCUUUCUGCUCAGGCUCGUCAGACGCAACUGCAAACACGCAGCUGACUGACUGUUUCCUUCUUCUUGGCUUAUCGCUUUUUAUAUCAUUUAUCACUCAGGAUUUAGAAAAAUCUGUAACAGUGCAGCAUUUUGGCUGUUUUUUUACUUUCUUUUUUAUUUCAAUAUUAAAAAAGAGCUGAAACAGAAAAGGCUGAAUUAUUAGCUCCCUAGUAGAUAAUUCAUCAUUUAUAGCAUUUGUUUAAUUAAAACAAAGUGUUGCCUGCUCUUCAAAGUAUUUCUCUGCAAUAUUCCAAAUAAAGCAAACAAAAAAAUCUUGCUUGUUUGAGUUUAAUUUUGUAGAAAACUGCGAGAAACAGCAGCACUCCCAAUACAUGCUGAUAGGCAACGACUAGUGGUAAAA
Messenger RNA from Oreochromis niloticus (Nile tilapia), 1068 nucleotides. RefSeq names its product immunoglobulin lambda-like polypeptide 1. Lineage: Eukaryota; Metazoa; Chordata; Actinopteri; Cichliformes; Cichlidae. Bases 1 to 717 code for a protein of 238 amino acids. The record is from RefSeq and is a predicted model, not a curated record. The transcript is spliced from 4 exons.